ACAACGGUUCAAAUUCUACCAACGUCUGUUGCAGAUCAGCAGCAAGGACAUUGGGUUCAAAAUACUUUUCAAAGCGACUUUGUUUAACAUAAAACUGUAACACUACUUGGAAAGUGAAGAAUAGUUCGCCGCGUCUGUGCCCGAGUUGAGUGGAGCACAGGGGCAAACGGGAACGCCGCCCGGCCCGGGGUCAGAUACAUCCGCCGCAAUUGGAACCUCUCUUGGGGCCCGAGCGGCGGCAGGGCCGCCUGCAGACCUACCCGGAACCGAGGCCCCGCUCUCACCCAGAGGAAGAGCCAGGCCAACCCGGAAGUAUUCGCGGUGCUGGAGGGCUCCAACGGGCCGGUCGUGUGGACGGAGAGCCUCGUCCGGCUCCACCAACAGCCCGGACUCAUCUCCCGGUUCCUCCGUCCGUCUGUGGAAAUGGAGCAGGAGCAGUAAGGGAAUCUAACCCAAGGGGUUGCAGAUUUAAAGUGACAGAGGAAAGUUUUGAAGACCAUCUGAGGGGCCAGUUUUUACAGAGAGACUGGUGAAUGAAUGGUACAAGCUGCCAGAGGAUGAAGGAUGGAGUACUUUUCUGCAUAUGACUAAGAUGUUAACUCGGCAAAUAGUGAUGUGUUGAAGAUUUCAUUUAGGUGCUUACAGGUGAAGUUACAACAUUUAAAGGAAUGGCUUCAGGUGAUAUGAUACCAGAAAAUUUGAAGCACCAUCAGCAAAAGAGCAGGAAGCUUCCCAUUAGGUCCAUUGACCAGGAAGCUGAAGCAGACGGUGGUUUUCUGUUUGAAGCAGAUGAAGCUUGGAAGGAAUAUCACCAAGCUCUCUAUCACUUCUAUGAAGCCAAAGAACUAUGUGAUGUAACACUGAAGGUUGGGCAUAAGUUAAUUCCAUGCCACAAGUUGGUGCUGGCUUGUGUGAUUCCAUACUUCAGAGCAAUGUUCCUUUCAGAAAUGGCUGAAGCCAAACAGGACUUGAUAGAGAUUAAAGAUUUUGAUGGCAAUGCAAUGGAUGACCUUGUGAAAUUUGCUUAUUGCUCAAGGAUUCAACUGACUGUAGACAACGUACAACCUCUUUUGUACGCAGCAUGCAUUCUGCAGGUAGAGCUUGUGGCCAAGGCGUGCUGUGAGUACAUGAAAACCCAUUUUCACCCGUCAAACUGCCUGGCAGUCCGCUCAUUUGCUGAGAGUCACAACCGAGUUGACUUAAUGGGCAUGGCUGACAAGUAUGCUUGUGAACACUUUAACGAAGUAGUAGAAAGUGAAGACUUUAUAAAUGUUUCACCAAAGCACCUCAUUGCACUUCUUUCAUCCAGUGAUCUGAAUGUGGAAAAAGAAAAGCAAGUGUAUAAUGCUGCUAUGAAAUGGCUGCACUCAAAUCCACAACAUCAUGCUAAGUGGUUGGACCAGGUUCUUGCUCAGGUCCGAUUACCGUUACUACCUGUUGAUUUUCUCAUGGGGGUUGUGGCUAAAGAAAACAUAAUCAAACAGAACCUGAAGUGCAGGGACUUGUUGGAUGAAGCCAGAAACUAUCAUCUUCAGAUGAGUAAUAAGCCAGUGCCGGAUUUUGAAUACUCCAUACGCACAACAUCAAGAAAAUAUACCGCCGGUGUCAUGUUCUGUGUCGGUGGCAGAGGAGGAGCUGGUGACCCGUUCCGCAGUAUUGAAUGUUACUCCAUUAGCAAAAACAGCUGGUUCUUUGCACCCGAAAUGAAUAGUCGAAGGCGGCAUGUUGGAGUGAUCUCAGUGGACGGGAAAAUCUAUGCUGUCGGAGGUCAUGAUGGAAAUGAGCAUUUAGGUAGCAUGGAAGUGUUUGAUCCGAUGACCAACAAAUGGAUGAUGAAGGCUUCUAUGAACACCAAGCGGAGGGGUAUUUCUCUGGCGUCCCUUGGAGGCCCAGUCUAUGCUAUAGGUGGUCUAGAUGACCAUACAUGUUUUAGUGAUGUUGAGCGAUAUGACAUUGGCUCAGAUCUGUGGAGUACUGUGGCAGCAAUGAACACACCAAGGGGUGGUGUUGGCUCAGUUGCACUUGGGAACUAUGUUUACGCUGUUGGUGGAAAUGAUGGAGUUGUAAGUUUAUCUAGUGUUGAGAGAUAUGAUCCCUACUUGGACAAAUGGACAGAAAUUAAGGAUAUGGGGCAAAGGAGAGCUGGAAAUGGAGUUGGUGAACUAAAUGGCUGCUUGUAUAUUGUUGGUGGGUUUGAUGAUAACUCGCCACUCAGCUCUGUGGAAAGAUUUGAUCCUCGUAUGGACAAGUGGGAGUACAUGGCUGAGUUGACGACACCCCGUGGUGGAGUUGGGGUGGCAACCCUCAUGGGGAAAAUCUUUGCAGUUGGUGGCCACAAUGGCAACGUUUAUCUAAAUACUGUGGAAGCCUACGAUCCGACGAUGAACAGGUGGGAGUUGGUUGGACCCAUUUCACACUGCAGGGCUGGAGCUGGAGUGGCUGUGUGUUCCUGCCUGGCGAACCAGAUCAGAGACAUUGGCCUGGGAUCCAGUAAUGUUGUUGACUGCAUGUGAUUUUUGCAAUCAAUCUGCAACACAGUGAAGUUUUCUGAAGAUGCUAAUUUUACAGAGGAAAAAUUCCAUUCCAUGUAUCCAUUCAUUGUAGACUAAGAAAGAAGGCUGGAAAAUUGAUUAUAAGACUUUGAUUUGGUUUUUAUCUUAAUAUAUGCAGAUUUGAUUUCUUAGAACUGAUUGAAGUGGGUGUGUUUUGCAUUGUAUUAAAUGGUUUUGCAAAUUGAAUGUAUGCUGCUCUUCUAGCACCACCCUGCCGUUUCCAGCUGGCAUGCAGCUCCUUUAGAAUCCCGGAAGAUGGCAGUAAUUGCAUAUCUCUAUCUUUCUGAAAUGAAUUUAAUGGUAUCAAUCAUUGGCUGACCAGUGCACAACAAAGUUUAGUCAUAAAUUUGGUGGUGGAGCUAAUUCUUUGUAGUGCAGGUGCUGGAGAAGACAAAGUACAUUGUGACUGUUUAAAAUAUGACCAGGGAAAAGCUAAAACUUUGUAAAUUUUACUUCACAAUGAAAAAAUAGAUUUGUUUGUUUUAGUUUCUAUUUGAAUGAAACAUUAAAAAAUGCUUUUAGCCUCUUCUGCCCUUUGUCUGUCAGUGAGUCCUAUUGCUUUCUUUCCCUGUCUUGCCACCCCCAACCCCCACCCGCCCCAUUAAUUCAAGGUCCCAAAAGACCUUUAAAAACUUGGUUUAGCAGCAAAUUCAACAAGCAAUAAUUUUGUGAAGCCAAAAAACAAUAGUGCACUGUUCCUUUAUUAGCUAAUGUAUCUGAAAUAUUGUUAUUACAGUAUUUAUAAAUCCUGUUAUUGUGAAUUCUUGCAAAAAUCUUGCAGAUUGAUAAUUAACAAAUUGUUCAUCAACAGUUUCUUUGAUUCCUGUUUCAUCAACAUGCCUCAUCUUUCUUAACACUGCUUGCAUCUUCCAGAAUUGAUUACAAAAUAUUGUGUAAAUUGGCAUACCUUCAAUGAGGUGACUGUUGUGUGAAAAGUUUAGUCAUUUUAUUUUUGGGAUAAAAGAAUGUUUUUUUGGGGGAGAAUGGAUAAAACAAAGGGGGAAUUAACACCUACAGUAAUUCUCCUACCUAAAUUCAGAAAUCCAUGUAUUUCACACACUGAGUUCCUGGUUGUACUAGGUUCAUGAAGAAAAUUAUGUGCUAGCCCACAGAUGGUUUAUAAAGGAUAUGUUCAUACUUUUUGCCAUUUGUGGCUUUGUAACCAUUGUAAAGGCUCCUUCAAUGAAGAAUUUUAGGUAGUUAGCAGGAUAUCUAAAGAAAAAUAAGAAGAAGAAUCAUAAGUUAUGUUGGGAAGUAACACACAUCAAAGUCGCUGGUGAAUGCAGCAGG
Messenger RNA from Mobula hypostoma (lesser devil ray), 3842 nucleotides. It is a transcript of the gene klhl8, whose product is annotated as kelch-like family member 8. The record is from RefSeq and is a predicted model, not a curated record. The transcript has 11 exons. The coding region runs from base 669 to 2513 and encodes 614 amino acids. Gene Ontology annotation, molecular function: protein binding. NCBI's taxonomy places the organism in Eukaryota, Metazoa, Chordata, Chondrichthyes, Myliobatiformes, Myliobatidae.